Molecule: messenger RNA, 4331 nt
Organism: Purpureocillium takamizusanense
Lineage: Eukaryota; Fungi; Ascomycota; Sordariomycetes; Hypocreales; Ophiocordycipitaceae
Exons: 2
Coding region: 1148-3541 (797 amino acids)
Biological process (GO): positive regulation of translation
Cellular component (GO): cytosol; cytoplasmic stress granule
Molecular function (GO): RNA binding
Source: RefSeq, a predicted model, not a curated record
CUUCAUUUGGCUGGCUGGCUUUGCCCUUUGCAGCGCCGGCACUCACUCACUCACUCCCUCACCACCGCCGCCGCCGCCCGCCAAACCACCACCACCACCACACACGCACACACCUUUGGCCUCUUCCCUCCCACCUGCUGCCCUGCCCUUCUUUCCCCCCUCCAAACUCGCCAACCCGCAAUCCCACCGACACCCAAUCCAGUUCCCUCACGGAUUGCCCGCCCGCCCGUCGCGCCUCGAGUCUGCCGCCUCCAGUGCAGUCCCGUGUCGUGCCCGUGCAGGCCCAGUCCGUCAGGUUCUCCCUCGUCCCCGCCGCCCUUCCCCGAGCGAGGACCAGUGUUUCCACGGGCCACCGCCAUCACCAACCCUUUGGCGACCGCCCUGCUCUCCCUCGUCUGGGCCUUGUCCUGCGACGCAGCUGAGUCCCUCGGCCCUGCAAACUUGCCGGCUGACCGUGUCAAAGACGACGUCGUCGGCUAGUCUUUUUGUGCGGUGCCCAUCACCCUCGGUCGCCCGACUCGACUCAAGUUUUUUUUCUCCCCUCGUCGUUUGCGAGCCGACGCCUUUGUCUCAGGAAGAGCCGUGUUUUCCUGGCGCCGACGUGUUUGCUGAGGCGCUACGAUAACAACAAGGCGUCCUACCGGACUCCUUUGCACCUACGAAGCAUCACUGCUAGCAGUUUGUUUGUUAUUCAAUAUUUUGACUCUCGCCGCCUCCGACGCUGGUGCCCGAUUGCCGCUGCUUACCGACGGGCCGGUCGGUUUCUCUUUUUUUUCUCUCACCUCUGCUCGCCGCCCUCGCACCCGUCUGCCUGCAACCAUCACUCGUCAAAGCCCGACACGCAAAAAAAAACAACACAGCCGACGACGUGCUCUCGCAAGGAGGCUGAGUUAUCCGAAACAAUACCUGCCGGGUCACAGCCGGCCAGAAACCUCGUGUACGCAUAGUUCGGAGUCCACACGCCGAAUUCUCCCGUCACACCUCGCCGCAACCUCUUCUCGUUGUCGGCCAAACCAUUUUUACCCCCUCUGGGGAGCGUCGGCAUCACGCCCAGAAUCGAGAUCGACGCAUCGCGUGUUGUGACCGAGCUCCAUAGCCUUGGUUUACGCCUCGCGUGAUUUUCACAGCCGCAUCCAAUUCGACCGAGAUGGCGGCUCCCUCAGCGUUCUCCUACGCCCAAGCGGCCAAGGGACACAACACACUCCCUUCAGCCGCGACUUCUGCAAACCAAGCCGUUCAGCCUCAGGCCUCUGAGCGGGCCUCUUCUACGACCAAACCCUCGACGGCUGCCGAGAGCACCGCCAAAUCUUCCGAGCCAACCCGCACAGCCGAGCCUGCCGCUCCGGCUGCCGAGCGGCAGGAGCUCGAUUCCAACCUUGGCUCCGAGAGCGAUAUGCGAUCCGACGCGACCGCCGAGAAGCGGUCCGAGUCUAAGCGGGAUGACGACGCCGGCCGGUUAGAUCGACCUUGGCGGAGGACCGACAAGAGCACGCGGUCGUCGAGCACGGCGACGCGGUCGGUGGACGAGCAAGAUUCGCGGAAGCCCCGAAAGAAUAAGAAGACCAAGGCGACGGACAAGCAGCCCGGCGACCAAGCAGCGGAGACCGAGAAGGAGCAGGAAGCAGUUCCUGAGCCUCCCAAGAUUGAACUCUCCGAAGCCCCGAUCCCUUCUGUCAACAUUUGGCACCAGCGAAAGGAGGCACACCUAGCCAAGGCCAAGCCGGCCACCGCUGCCAGCGAGGUGGUCACCAACGGCGAGCCCGCACCCGUUCCCGGAGAGGAUACCAAGAAGGUCGUCAAGCCCACUGCGGAGACGUCUCCCGCACGCGAAGCGGCUACCGUCGCUACGACAAAUGGCACCAAGCCACCCAGAAAGGCCACCGAUGCCCCCCGCGCCGAGCGGAACGGCAGCCGAGGCUCCAGAGUGGCCGAGAAGGACGCCAAGGAGAGCAAGACUGAGCUCCCACCUCCCGUCGACGACUCUUCUUCCUGGCCCACGCCAGAGACCGCCGUAAAGGAGGAGAAGAAGAAGCCGGUGACGGCUACCGUCGACCGUCAAGAAAAGGAGGUCAAGGAUGCUCAGGACGAUGCCUCCCAGGCUAAGCCACGCCAGAAGGAGAAGUGGGUGGCGUACGACUACGUGCCCUCGGUGAGCUUCGAGACACAGAUUCCCCAGAUGCGCAACUCGAAGCCCCGGGGUGGUGCCCGCGGUGCCAACUCGACCCGUUCCCCAGCUGGGGCCGCUGUCGCCGAUAAAACGGCCGCCGCGGCACCCACGGCGAAGAGUGGCGAGUCGAGAGACAGAGCCCGCGAGUCUAGCGGUGCUUCCACCAGGGCUGCUUCUCUGCCGCCCACCGCGAAGCGCGCAUCAAUGGACUUGAGCAAUGCCAAGGACCAAAAGAAGGCGCCAGGUCACGCUCCCGGAGAGAAGACCAAGGACGCUGCCUCUGCCCAUCAAUCCGAACAAUCUGGUGCCCGCGACCGCCACGAUGGCCGCGCCGAGCGUGGUCGAGGUGCAUUCCGCGGUAGGGGCGGCCACCACUCCAUCAACUCGACGCACUCGCAACACCAACACAACGGCUCCGCCUACGCAUCUGGAUCGAUGACCUCGCGGCCUCAGGGCCCAUACAGCCCGCCGCCGAGGCAAGGUGGCCACAACCAGAUGUUUAUGCCGCCCCCUCAGAGGGGCGGUCGGGGUCGCAAUGCUGCCGGCGCCAACUUUCACCACCGCAUGUCCCUGCCCAACGGCGCCACGCGACCGCCGACUGUUCAGACUCAGUUCGGACCCUACGACUUCCCCAUGGCUCCCCUGUCUGCCAUGCCCUUCCAGGCGCCGUAUUGGGACAGCGUGGUCAUGCAGAUGCUCAAGAGCCAGAUCGAGUACUAUUUCUCGAUUGAAAACCUGUGCAAGGACAUGUACCUCCGGAAACGCAUGGAUAGCCAGGGCUUCGUGAACCUGCACUUUGUCGCGGCGUUCAAGCGCAUAAGAGAGCUUACGUCGGACAUGGGAAUGAUUCGCGCCGUCUGCGAGGCGUCGGUCGAGCUGGACUACGUUGUUGGCGAGGAUGAGAUUGAGCGUCUGCGCAGACGCUCCAACUGGCAGACUUUCGUCUUACCGCUCGAGGAGCGGGACGACUUGGUUCGGGUCAACGGACCCUCGCACAUCACCUUCAAGAACCGACCGUACGCUUUUGGGGCAUUCAGCGGCAUGGCGCCCGCGCCGUACGGAGUCUCGCCGCCUCUUGGGUACAACCCCCAGGGCGAUCUUCAGUUCCAGCAGCUCCCCGACCGACAUGGGGUGGUGAAUGGCAUGGUCAACGGCAGCGCAGGCGGCCACGGCGCGCCCACGCAACUGUCGGCAGAGGUGCCCGACUUUUCCCCGUCGGGUCUGACUGCGGCUGGAGGUCCGGUCAUGGCGGCAGCGGCCGACAAGGCUGCUGUCGAUGCGGGCAGCGAGGCCAAGGUCAACGCGGAGACGUCGACAAAGGCUUUGCCGAACGGCAUUCACUCUGCAGAAUUCACAGGAGGUGCCCAGUCGUAAUCUCUUGGUCCCAACAAGGACAGUGUUGGGUAGUUUACUGGAGGUGAGAAUUUGCGCUGGAUACGUGGCGUCGAGAGACGACUAUCCAGAACCCUGUCGCGAUUGCAUCGUGGGACAGGACGUGGGACCGACAUGUUCUGCUCCGUCGGUCCUUGCCGGAGGCUGGACAAGAGACGACGUCACGCACAAACGCUCGGAAUUGCCGCGCGCAGCACGGGAGGCGUGGCGAGGGCUGGCGCUCACCAAUGAUCAGAAUGUUUGUACGAGAUGUGGUCCCAAUUUACUCAUUCAAAGACGGAGGGAACGGCGCAAAAGACGUCGUUCACAAUUCUCUGGGGCCUUGACGGCGCCACGAGUCGGGCGCAUCCAGUCCGUGGACGGGCAGGGAUAUCCUGCGAACCCCUCCGAGCCUUUGACGGCUGGGCUUGGGGUGGGAAGUUGUGCUUUUUUUUUUCUUCUACUUCAUUUUCAUUUAAGACAAUCGAGACAUGGGCGUCGUACUGGGCUGCCGUGGACGGCUCCAGAGAGAGGCCACAAAAAGGGGUUUUGUCAAGGCCAAGCAAGCACACAGACACACAGACACACAGACACACGGAAGGGGGAUAUCGGGGAGAGAAGGAAGUGAGGGGCCGGGUACUGCUGCUGAGCAUGAUUCUUCACACAACAAGGUUUGGGUCAAAAGGGCGUGCGUGGCAUACUUGUACUGUACGAAUAAAGACAAGCGAAAUAAUCGAAAAUAAAAAAGAGCAGGUGGUCAUGGAAAUGCUGUUUGUUCUUGUGUGGAGCGGGG